AUGGAUUGCGGAGCAGGCAAAGAUUAUUUGGAUGAAGUGACAGGGAUUCGGUCCAAGACAGAAGAGGGCUUCAUUGAAAGCGGAACCAAUCACGGACUAGCCCCCAACAUUAACUUCAACAAUUGUGCUCCAACCAUAAACCGGCAACUAAUGACCGUGAGAAGUUUUGUGGAGAGAGAAAGAAACUGUUACGCUCUAAAACCAAAGCAACAGAAUAAUCAGAAGUAUUUGAUCAGAGCCAUAUUUGCAUAUGGCAAUUAUGACCUGAGAAACCAAGCUCCAGUGUUCGAUCUUUACCUGGGGAUCAAUUAUUGGACCACGGUUCGAACAUUUCCUAAUGGUCCCCAAAUCUUUCCAACUGAGAUAAUAAUGCAGCAGGAUGGCACUAGAGAGAUGGUUCAAGUGUGUUUGGUGAACACAGAACAAGGGACACCUUUCAUCAACGCUUUGGAUUUGAGACCAUUGAGCAACUCUCUCUAUCUGGCUCCGCUUCCCCUUAUUGUGGAUUUCACUUUUCCUGUAAGAAUGGACUUGGGCUCUGGGCUCAUGCCCACUGAUACCAGAUACAAAGACGAUGUGUACGAUCGCCUAUGGUGGAACAAUGAUAAUACCGAUUGGGAUCUCUUAAAAACAAGAGAAGAAGCAAAGGUAGAGGAUUCCCUUUAUGAACUGCCGCGGGAAGCAUUGCGCACCGCAUCACAACCCCAGAAUCAUUCCACUCUCUUAACUGCAAAUUUCAGUUAUUGGAGAUAUGGUGAUAAGUCCGCCCAAUAUUAUAUGUUCCUUCACUUUGCUGAAAUUGAAAAGCCUCCUGCUGGCCACAAGAGGAUCAUUAAUGUCACUUUUGAUGAUGAUGAAAACUCCCUCUCUCAUGAACUUACCCUUCGAUACUUGAAGCCUAUUACCCUAAUUUCCAACAAGGUCACCAAAGGUCAUAUAAACUUCACUAUCAAAGCAGCAACUAAUUCAUAUGCUCCUCCUAUCCUAAAUGCAUUUGAAAUUUAUAAAGUGACUAAAGAACGAACCCCAUAUCAGAACAGUGAAGGAGUCGAUGGGAGAAUCAGAGAAGUACCGAGGACGGUGACAAUGGUAGACUUGAAAGGAGGUGGGAGAGAACAAUGA
Molecule: messenger RNA, 1122 nt
Organism: Neltuma alba
Lineage: Eukaryota; Viridiplantae; Streptophyta; Magnoliopsida; Fabales; Fabaceae
Product: putative leucine-rich repeat receptor-like protein kinase At2g19210
Exons: 3
Coding region: 1-1122 (373 amino acids)
Source: RefSeq, a predicted model, not a curated record